AUGAACAUCGACGAGCAUAAGCUGCCGACCGGCGGCCAGCACUACAGCGCCCGGAACAAGAUCCCCAACAUCCACGAGUUCGUCGCCCAGCUCGACAAGGAAAAGCGGGAACGCGAUGCCGCCAUCGAGGCCGAGGACAAACAACACAACAAGAUCGAGAGGCAUGCCCAGAAGCAACCUAGUGACGAGUCCAAGGACCACAUCCCCUCAAAGAAGGAGCGCAAGAAGACCAAGACGGUGCGGGAUCCUGUGACCGGCAAAGACGUCGAGAUCGAAGACCCCAAGGACGACUUUGAAGAUGUCGUCGAGAACCCUCAGAUCUCUAUUCCCAACCAGAACUUGGGUAAGGAGGCCACCAUUUCAACGUCCUCGAAGCAGUCCGGCGAGGAGUAUCGACAUGCGCAAGAUGUCACGGCACCACCCGACCCAGUCGAGCCCGGUAGCACCUCCGAUGUGCCCAUCCACAGCGAAAAGACAAACGUCACCUUUUUCAAAACCCCCAGCGUCAGCUACGAGCCCAUGUUCGAACACCUCGAACGCCGCGCCAAUCUCUUGUGCGCCGGUAUCUUUUUCAGCAUUGUCAUUGUCGGCAAGUUUUUCGGCGGUGCCCUCUAUGGCUUGGUACCGCUUGGUUUCUGCGUUGCAUCCGGUGUCUUCCUCUGGGUCAAAGAUCUCAUCACACAGGGCCGAAACACGGAAUGGUCUAGUGAACAGGAACGCGGUGAGACAGCCACUGUCAACCUGGUUCCCGAGUCUGUCGAGUGGAUGAAUACUGCACUCGGAAUUAUGUGGAAUCUGAUCAACCCUGAGAUGUUUGCCGGUGUUGCUGACACUCUCGAGGACGUCAUGGUAGCCUCGGUUCCCGGCGUCAUCGAGAACGUUCGUGUCGCCGACAUCUCUCAGGGCAGCAAUCCUCUUCGCAUUCUCAGCUUGCGCGCCCUCCCCGAUCAUCAUGUAAAGGACAUCAAGGACGAGGCUCACAAGCAGAACCAGAAGAACACUGACCCUAACGAGUUGGCGGCCAUGGAGCAGGCUGGUUCCUUCUACAACCUGGAGGCCUCGGUCGCCUACCAUGCAAAGCCCUCCGGUGCUGAUGUCUCGUCCAAGGCCCGCAAUAUGGGAAUGCAACUCAUCUUCUAUCUUGGUGUCAGGGGCCUCUUCGGAGUUCCCCUUCCAAUCUGGGUUGAACUUCAGGGUCUCGUUGCCACGGCCAGAAUCAGACUUCAGCUCACUCCCGAGCCUCCUUUCCUCAAGACUCUCACCUUUACGCUGAUGGGCAUUCCCAAGGUGCAAGCUGGUUGCACUCCAAUGAUAGAAAAGGGUGUCAAUAUUCUUAACUUGCCCCUUAUCUCCAACUUCGUGAACUGGGCCAUCGGUACUGCAGCUUCCAUGUACGUUGCCCCUAAGAGUAUGACCUUGGACUUGAGCAAGAUGCUCCAGGGCGACGACAUCAAGAAGGAGACACUUGCCCUCGGACUUCUCUUCAUCCGCAUCCACAAGGCCGUUGGCCUCAGCAAGCAGGAUCGCCGUGGCAGCGAAGGUGGUGGCUCUGACCCUUACAUCACCGUCGCCUGA
Messenger RNA from Colletotrichum higginsianum IMI 349063, 1575 nucleotides. Its product is annotated as C2 domain-containing protein. Lineage: Eukaryota; Fungi; Ascomycota; Sordariomycetes; Glomerellales; Glomerellaceae. Gene Ontology annotation, molecular function: lipid binding. The record is from RefSeq and is a predicted model, not a curated record. The coding region runs from base 1 to 1575 and encodes 524 amino acids. The transcript has 5 exons.